Messenger RNA from Plasmodium cynomolgi strain B, 803 nucleotides. Its product is annotated as trafficking protein particle complex subunit 3. The transcript is spliced from 8 exons. The record is from RefSeq and is a predicted model, not a curated record. NCBI's taxonomy places the organism in Eukaryota, Apicomplexa, Aconoidasida, Haemosporida, Plasmodiidae. Gene Ontology annotation, cellular component: cis-Golgi network membrane; cytosol; TRAPP complex. The coding region runs from base 115 to 678 and encodes 187 amino acids. Gene Ontology annotation, biological process: endoplasmic reticulum to Golgi vesicle-mediated transport; intra-Golgi vesicle-mediated transport.
CAAAAGCAAAGCAAGCCAAGCCAAGGCAAACCAAACCGAACCAAACCGAACCAAAGCGGUACUACCAACACGUAGCCGCGAAAAUUAAGCCGCCCUGCCGCGUUCCUUUCCAAAAUGUCGAAAGAUAAAUAUCAAAAACAAGGAGAUGCCAUCUUUGCCAAACUAGAAAAAGUGAACUCAGAGCUGCUCUCACUGACCUAUGGCGCUCUCGUGAGUCAACUCUUAAAGGACCUCGAACUCGUGGACGAGGUUAAUGACCAGUUGGAAAAAAUGGGAAACAACAUAGGCAUACGACUGAUCGAAGAAUUUUUGGCCAAAUCGGAUAUCUCGUUUUGUGAGGACUUCAAGGAAACCGUGGAGGUCAUAGCAAAGGUGGCAUUUAAGAUGUUCCUCGGCAUAAGCGGGAACGUGACGUGCGUAGACAAAGAGACGAAUGUGUAUUCCAUAACUUUUGAUCGAAACCCGCUAAGCGAUUUUGUGGAGCUCCCCAAAUCUUUGUCGUCCCUGAAUUAUUGCAGCCUGUUGUGUGGGGUCAUCCGGGGAGCCCUCGAGCAGAUCCGCAUAAAAGUGAACUGCUACUUUGUGAAGGACAUGCUAAAGGGAGACGACUACUACGAGAUUUACAUUCAGCUGCUGGAGGUUAUGAAGGAAGAAAUUUUAAAUGACGAAGAGUCGUGAAAAGUUAAAAUUGUGAAGACUUUUUAAAAAAAAAAAAAAUGAUUGUUCCUCGUAACAGCUGUCAAAGUAACCCUUUUUAAUUUCUACCAACUUGAUUAUCUUAAACGGAAUUAGGAUGUUCCCAC